AUGUCGACCCCGUCAAGGCCUUCGUCGAUGCCUGCAGCCAAACCGGGAGGGUCUAAAUCACUCAGUGGAUAUCAACUCGGUGACUCUCUUGGGAAGGGCGCGUUUGGUCAGGUCUACCGUGCCCUGAACUGGGAGACGGGCGAAACGGUCGCUGUGAAGGAGAUCCAGCUGAGCAAUAUUCCCAAAGGCGAGCUUCCUGAGAUUAUGUCAGAGAUUGAUCUGUUGAAGAACCUCAAUCACGAGAACAUUGUCAAGUAUAAAGGUUUCGUCAAGACGCGUGAAUUUCUCUACAUCAUCCUGGAGUUCUGUGAGAAUGGGUCCCUACACAAUAUCAUCAAGAAAUUUGGAAAGUUCCCGGAAAACCUCGUGGCUGUCUACAUCUCACAAGUUCUCGAAGGUCUAGUGUAUUUGCAUGAUCAGGGUGUGAUUCAUCGGGAUAUCAAGGGUGCCAAUAUCUUGACCAACAAGGAUGGAACGGUUAAGCUGGCUGACUUUGGAGUUGCGGCGAGAACAGGAGGUGUAGUGGAUGGUGCGGUCGUUGGUAGUCCUUAUUGGAUGGCACCUGAAGUCAUCGAGCAAUCUGGAGCAACGACUGCGUCAGACAUCUGGAGCGUAGGCUGUGUCGUCAUCGAGCUGCUUGAAGGUCGCCCUCCCUACCACAAUCUGGACCCCAUGCCGGCGCUCUUUCGUAUCGUACAAGACGACUGUCCCCCAAUCCCCGAGGGAGCAUCUGCCAUCGUCAAGGACUUCCUCUACCAUUGCUUCCAGAAGGACUGCAACUUACGAAUAUCCGCGAAGAAACUGUUGAAGCAUCCGUGGAUGGUGGCGACCCGGAAACAGAUGAACGCUGGCAAAGCUCAAUCUGGUGAACAGGCCGGAGACAACGCGUCUGGCUCCCAAGGAACGAGAAGGCCCCUAUCCAACUAUAACUACGACGAAGCUGUUCUCAAGGUGCAGGAAUGGAACGAAGCACUCAAAUCCCCAACCCGCCCAUCGAAGCAACCGUCUCGAUACACUCGACCUCACUCGCCUUUGCAACGUCAUUCAGAGCUUCAUUCAUCGUCUUCUUCGACCUCUUUAAGCUCACACACCCCUGGAGCUCUCGGUUGGAAAGGUGGAAUGUCGGGCAACCCGAAACUUGGCACGUUGGUUGAGAAGAUUCAGCCCCAUGCUUUCGUCUUGCAACCACCCGAGGAACAGACGGACAAUUGGGACGAUGAUUUCGAGGGAGGGAUCUCAUUCACCAAACUACAAGCGCUGGAGAAAUCUACCCAUGAAGAGGACAAGUCCGAACCAAAUGAGGAUAAUGCGCAGACUAUCCGUCCUACAAAGAGUCCAGGAGCGAAGACUGUUCCAUUAGCUCAGCCUCCGGCUGCAAGCAUUGCUCCUAUUGUGGAAGACUAUUCUGACCUAGCCCUUGACGAAGAUGAAGGGUGGUUAGAGGAAAAGGUGGCUGAUUUCAAGAAUCAAGCGGAAUUCGGAAAGUACACGGAGGAUGACGAUGAUGAUGAUUAUGACGAUGUCUUCGGGAAGCCAAACAGUAACAUAGCCACCGGCAUGUCUAUGCAAACUCUUCAACUCAAUACUCGGUUGUCGAGCAAGUCAUGGCUGGGUGACGAUGGCGACGAAGAGGAUCCUUUCGCAGAGAUCGACGAAGGUUUCGACGAGGACGACCUUGAAUCCAACCUGCAGCGAGACAAGCACGCUCGCUUGUGCAACGCUGUCAAUCAGCUUAUUGACGAAUUGACGCCCUCUGCUCCCGACUUCCAAUUGCGAGAUGCUUGUGACCAACUGCUGAAGAUCAUCAUAGAGGCACCAGAAAUGCAAGGCCAAUUGGUCUCUUCGCAUGGAAUGCUUGCUAUCUUGGAAGUUCUUGAAGGACGCUGCUCCAGAGAUGUCAUCAUGAAGCUACUGCAGAUCAUCAACGUGUUGGUCACAGAGGAUGUGGGCUUCUUGGAGAGCUUUUGCUUGAUUGGUGGUAUUCCUGUGAUGAUGGAAUUCACCUCCAAGAAGUACCCCUCAGAGUGCCGCUUGGAGGCAUCCAACUUUAUCCGACUUCUUUGCCACACCUCCGUAUUGACUCUCCAGAUGUUCAUCUCAUGUCGUGGCUUGAAAGUCUUAGUGGACCUCCUAGACGAAGACUAUGGAGAGCAAACGGAGCUGGUUGAACAUGCUCUGAAUGGAAUCGGCAGUGUCUUCGAGCUGCAGAGUCCGACGACGAAGAAUGACUUUUGUCGCAUGUUCAUCCGGGAAGGCUUGCUUGACCCUCUGUCCGCCGCCUUGCUCAAUGUCAUGUCCAAUCAUGAACCUGCCUCUGUCGAUAAGAGCACCAAGAUGAAGGUCAUUCAGAUCCUUCUGGUGUUCUGCCAAGUAUCACAGUCCGAUAUCCACGUUCGGAAUGCUUUGGGAACGAGGAAGGUUAUCCGACGGUUGUUGAGAGCAUGUGAACUCCUGGAUCCAGAAUGCCUGGUACAGAUGCUGAAGGCUGUGAAGCACUUGUCCAUGAAUGCUACACUGCACGAAGUCCUCCAGAAUGCCAACGCUCUCGAGAUUUUGAUUCGGAUUCUCGAGGAACAGUCCUCUGGACCUCAUAGCACUGAAAUGGCAAACCAUAUCUUCCAAACAUGUUACAACCUCUGUCGCCUCAGCAAAUCCCGACAAGAGGAGGCUGCACAAGCUGGUAUCAUCCCCUGUCUCAAGCGUGUCAUCGAGACCAGCUCCCCUCUCAAACAAUUCGCUCUCCCUAUCCUCUGCGACCUUGCCAGUGCCGGAAAGAGUUGUCGAACCCUCCUCUGGCAGCACGACGGUAUCGGGAUGUACAUCAGACUCCUCGACGAUCCGUACUUCCAAGUCAGUGCCGUCGAAUCCGUUCUCUCGUGGUUGCAAGACGAGACUGCUCGAGUGGAAGACCAACUUCUCAAGCCAUACGCGGUCGAAGCGCUUCUCAAGUGUUUCGUCAACGCAAAGGCCAACUCCUUCGAGAACCUCCUCGACCCGUUCCUCAAGAUCUUGCGUCUCUCUCAUACGCUUACAAUCGCCCUUACCAAGUCCUCUGCGUUUUUCAAGAGGAUCGUGGAUCGACUGGGUCACAACUCCAAGGCUGUCGUACGACUGAACCUCUUGAGGAUUCUGCGCUAUGUUUGCGAGAUCCAUCCCAACAGGACUGUCCUUGUCGAGCGGUAUGGGCUGCUGGGUAUCGUGGAGAAGCUCAGCAGGAGUGGAGGAGAUGGAGCUGUCUUGGUCAAGGAGUUGGCGAGAGAGAUUGUGCCUACUCUUCGCCCUGCUCUGAAACCUGCUGGACUCGGAAGCAGUGGAAGCAGUCAUCAUGGAGGCGGGCAUGGGACUGGGGAGAGGGAUCGAGACCGUGAGCACUAUCUGGGAGGAUACAGAGAGCGUGGGGGAGUUUAUGAGAGCAGACUUCGGAGAAGUCCACCGUCGGGUUUGGGGCAUGGGUCGUCGAUAUCGUCCAGCUAUGAGAAUAGUCUCGCGAUGACACCCGGAUCUCAUUCCAAAGGCUUGAUACCGAAGAGAGCCAGGCGGUCGGCGUCGGAGGCGUCGGGCGUGGUCCCUUCCUCACCUUCGACUGGUGGGUUUGGGAUACCCAAAGUUUCGAGGUCUUCGUCGAGGCAGAGGUUGGGCGAAAUACCAUGGCAGCCAACGACACCGCCGAAUAGUUCCAGCAUGAAUCGCAACAACCAAGACCGCACUCCUACCGCCAAUCGAUGGUAA
Molecule: messenger RNA, 3729 nt
Organism: Coprinopsis cinerea okayama7#130
Lineage: Eukaryota; Fungi; Basidiomycota; Agaricomycetes; Agaricales; Psathyrellaceae
Product: STE/STE11/cdc15 protein kinase
Exons: 21
Coding region: 1-3729 (1242 amino acids)
Biological process (GO): protein phosphorylation
Cellular component (GO): cytoplasm
Molecular function (GO): ATP binding; protein serine/threonine kinase activity
Source: RefSeq, a predicted model, not a curated record